AAAAAAAUUAAAGCAUCUGUCAUUUUCAUUUCUAGAUCACGUGACCUUGGCAUCCGCUGUAAUGGAUAAAGAUGGAUUACCACGUCAUCUUACGUCUCAAAAUUUCUUCCUCUCGGAUAGCCCCCAAAGCGGGUAGGAGACACGCGCUCAUGAGAGCUAUGUUGUGGGCGUUGCGUAUAGAUCUUACAAGCCCAAGCUAGAAGCUGCACGGGUUUAAUGAUGGAUUUUGACGAGAGGGUUUCCGUUGGCUCAAACAUGUAUCUGCCUAGCUGCACGUAUUACGUUCCGGGGGCUGAUUUCUCCACGUUGCCAUCUUUCCUAUCCCAGAGUCCAUCUUCUCGUCCCGUCCCCUAUUCGUACUCCUCAAACCUGCCUCAGGUACAGCAUGUAAGGGAGGUUACAUUCCGGGACUAUGCUAUUGAGGCGUCAGGUAAAUGGCCUCACCGAGGUCCACUGGCUCAGUGUUAUCCGUCGGAGGAUAUAGUACACAGGGAGUGUUUACCAGCGCGGACGAGCGCUGGCGAAAUGUUCCCCAAGAACAGCUCAUCUGCCUAUUAUCACUCUGCAUCGACCUCGACCUCCGCGUCCUGCUUCUACGGCGGUGUUGGUAGAAACAGGGUGCUGCCUCAAGCUUUUGACCAAUUUUUCGACAAUGCGUAUGGGGGCUCGGACAGCACAGUGAACAGCGGCUAUGCUGCGAGAGAUAAACAGCACUACAGCAAGCACCCAACGCCAGCGCCCGCACCCGAGCAGGAGUCUCAAGGAAAGGAGCGACAGGAGACCAGUACUCCCGAAUCUUCUUCCGGCAACAAUGAAGAAAAGACUAGCGGUGCGAGCAGUGGACCCAGGGUUCGCAAGAAGAGAUGCCCGUAUACAAAAUUUCAAAUUCGAGAGCUCGAGAGGGAGUUCUUCUUUAGCGUCUACAUCAACAAAGAGAAACGACUUCAGCUCUCACGGAUGCUUAACCUCACCGAUCGCCAAGUGAAAAUUUGGUUCCAGAACCGGCGCAUGAAGGAAAAGAAACUUAAUCGGGACCGAUUACAAUACUAUACGAACCCUCUGCUCUAGGACGAGUAAAUGACUUGUACAACAGCUGCAAUAAUGAUAUCAACAAUGAGACGUUACAGAUUCUCAGCGGUUAAUUUCAAGUUCGUGACAAAGCACCAUUCACCUUAACUUGAUUGCAAUUACUGAGAGCAUAGAACAUUUAAGUUUGCAUCAUUUAAUGGGUUGUU
This is a messenger RNA of Myxocyprinus asiaticus (Chinese sucker), 1235 nucleotides long. RefSeq names its product homeobox A11a (gene hoxa11a). The coding region runs from base 217 to 1068 and encodes 283 amino acids. Gene Ontology annotation, cellular component: nucleus. The record is from RefSeq and is a predicted model, not a curated record. The transcript has 2 exons. Gene Ontology annotation, molecular function: RNA polymerase II cis-regulatory region sequence-specific DNA binding; DNA-binding transcription factor activity, RNA polymerase II-specific. Gene Ontology annotation, biological process: regulation of transcription by RNA polymerase II; anatomical structure development. Lineage: Eukaryota; Metazoa; Chordata; Actinopteri; Cypriniformes; Catostomidae.